ACUUCAGGAUUCUACGUGGUGAUUGCCACGCGCACUGACUGACCCGCUGUUGAUGGUCCCGGCCUUGGCCGCUGGACAACUUCACCAUGGGGAGCGACUUCCAGCUCUUUUCCCCCCAGUCCUCGGACCGCAGAGAAUCCCACGCCGAAUCCAUGUCCUUCCCGCCGUCGACCGACGAGUCCAGCCAGGACUGGACGCAGUGGAUGAGAUGGGAUGACCAGGCCCUGGCCGACGGCGCCAAGGACCUUUCCCAGUCGCCAUUCGACGUGCCCUUCACCUCGCCCAACACCUCCGCCGAAAAUCCCGACCUCUUCCGCAAAUCAGACUUCUCCCCGGAUAUCUCGCUCGACUGCGCCAAUCUCCCGUUUGACACGUUCCUCGGCCGAGCCUUCGACGGCGUGUCCGAGCCCAAGACCUUCUCCGGCGCCGACCUACAAUCCGCCAUGUCCAUCACAUCCGCCUCCCCGCUGUCCUCCGAGGGCGCCGGCCGCAAACGCAAGUCCGGCAGCGACGACGACGGAUCGACAGUCAGCAUGGUCGCUCCCACCGGCAGGAAGAUGCCGGCCAAGAAGCGAGCCCACAACGUCAUCGAGAAACGGUACCGAGCGAACUUGAACGAGAAGAUCGCCGAGCUGCGGGACAGCGUGCCCAGUCUGCGGGCCUCGAAGAAUGCCGCGGGCGGCUUGCUGGAUGAAGACGAGGGCGAGGGGGUCACCGCCUCCAGCAAGCUGAACAAGGCGUCCAUUCUGUCCAAGGCGACGGAGUACAUCCGCCACCUCGAAAUCCGUAACAGGCGACUUGAAGACGAGAAUACCGCGCUGAAAAACAGACUCCGCCAGGCGGAGAAGGCCGUCGACCACACCCUAACCUCCGCAGCGUCGGUCUCCUCGCCCAGCAACUACACGGUUUCGACGGAAUCUGGAGCGAGUUCAUCGCCAAGUGUGUUCUCGCACGCAGAAGAUAGCCCCAGCGACUCUCCGACAUCUGCGCAUCCCCCAGAGGGCCUGCUACAGGUACCGGAUGCCUUCAAGCGCAUGCACGCCGAAACCCCGAAAGACAACGCUUUCUCCCAAUCAUAUAUGCAGUUCCCCAGCAGCAAUGGUGGAAACGGACGUCGGCGCUACUACCCCAACAAAUACAUGCUCGGCGCCCUGGCUGGCCUGAUGGUCGUUGAGGGCCUGGGCAAAGAGAAGGACACGGAUUCCACCGCGAAGGGGUUGCUGGCAGUCCCGAUGAAUGUACUUGGCAGCCUUCAAAGCAGCCUGCAGAGUCCGACGGCCGCGUACUGGCUCGCCAUGGUCCGCAACUUUUGGUACUCGUGGCAUGCGCGCGCUAUAUCGCACUUUCUGAUCCUUGCCACGCUCGUUGUCGGCAGUGCGUUCGUGGUGUUCGUCUAUCUUUUCAACGCCAGCCCGGGCCGUCAGUCCGCGUCAUCGAAGACGGCUUCUCUGUCAGACUCGCUAUCGGCAUCGAACUACCGCCGCCAGGCGUGGCUGACCAGUAUCCAGCGGGUUGGUGUCCCACGUCACCGCUUUUUCCACGAGUGGUACGUCGUGACCUCGCGCUGCUUCGAGUAUGUGCUACGGUGUCUCCUGGGGUGGAAACUUUACUCCUCGCUUACCGGAGUGACCGAGGAUGAUGAGAACGGUCGAGUUAAAACCUGGGACAUUGCCAUCGACGCACAGCUGGCGGGUGGCGACACCGAAAUCAGCAAGAGCCGGCUGGUGCUCACCAUCUUCGCGGCGGGAACGCUGCCUCGCAGUCCCAUGCGGAUGAUGCUCAAAGCCCUUCACUGUCGCAUCCUGCUCUGGCGAGUCGGCAACCCCGGGUCGUGGAGCUCUGAUCUGUCCAACGAUGUCGCCCGCAGCCUGGCAAGAUACCAGUGGGACCUUGCCCGCAAGAUGCAUCAGUGUGUGCCGAAGGGUCAUGCGGAUGCACUGCCCAGUCACCUGGCGGCGCUGCUCCAGCUGGACUGCGAAGACGUCAUGAUCGACAGCAUUGUGCAGAGGGCGGCCAACCUCACCUGGAACCGUCCCACCCAGGAGGGCACGGACGACGACGAGGCACUCCUGGAUGUGGUGGAGGAAGACCCGGCCAUUCAAUCCUCCUUGGAUGCUCUUGCCGCCUGGUGGUCCAGCCAUCUACUGCAGCGAGCGCUGCUGAGGUACUUCGAGGCCAGUUCCGGCGGUCCCGACGCCAAGAAGAGCCGCGACCUGUUCAAAUCCAAGAUCAAGCUCGCCCUGGACGUCGCCCCCCAGCCGUCGGCGGCACACACCCGCGCUCUCGUCAUGCAGGCGGUGUUCCUCGAGCAGGACCGGGCCGCACACAUCGGAGCGGUCCUGGCGGCGCUGCCCAAGGAGAAGGGGAAGUGCAAGCAGAACCAAGGCUUCAACUUCCUCGACUCGUCGCUGCCGGUGUCGAUCCGGGAGGAGAUUACGAUCUCAGUGCGCUGCGCCAUGAUCGCGGCCAUCUUCACUGCGCGGACUACGGGCGACACCUCCCUGCCGGCGUCGUUCACCAUCCAGAAAGCCAUCACCUGGUUCAACCAGCUGCCGCUGGACCCGGUGGACCUGACGCUUCUCGGCUUCGCGUCCGUCUACCAUCUGCUACACGUUCUCGCUUCGGACACCGACUACAUGUCGUCGUCCGACUCUUCCGCGUCGCGGAGCUCGUCGCCAGCCUCAAUGUCCGACGACGAGGCGGACACACCGCGGCUGUCUGCAAAGCCAGAGAUCGUGCAAGCAUCCAUCCCCAACCUGGGCCGCGUGGCCUCCGAGCUGAUGUACUGGGCGCGGAAUGCCUACAACCCGGCCUUCUACGGAUUUACUCCCCAACUGGUGCAGGUGAUCGAGGCCGAGUGCACGACGCUGUGCCAUAGCGCCGGGGUCGACGUGGCUGACUACUCCCGCAUCCAGGAGGAGAAAAUCAAGGCCAAGCAGCAGAAAGACAAAAAAAAGAAGAGACAGGCUAGACGAUCGUGAGCCAUAGACUAGACUACCCCGCAUCCGAGUUCGUGCACCAUACAUACCUCAUACAAACCGGAUAUCACCGUUACGUUACGUUGCUUAAUGACUUGCCUUGCCUUGCCACCGGCUUUCUCCAUGCAUUCAAACUUUUGUUUUUACUUUGUGGGCGUUUUGUUAUGUGUGGGCGAGGGCGACCGCCCGCCCGGCGAUCACAUCUGGUACGGGACGGCGUUGGAUUGUCACUGGUCAGAUACUUCUCUAUCUUCCCUCAGAUUCGGAAUCGAAUGGAUCGGAUCGGAACAGACCUGAUCUUGUAAUUUAAUAGUAUGAUGUUCGUGUCUGAUAGUGCCGUCUCUUCCUACUACCUAUAUACCUACCUACCUACCCACCCACCUACAGUCCUC
This is a messenger RNA of Aspergillus heteromorphus CBS 117.55, 3370 nucleotides long. RefSeq names its product basic helix-loop-helix domain-containing protein. Gene Ontology annotation, molecular function: protein dimerization activity. Bases 87 to 2981 code for a protein of 964 amino acids. Gene Ontology annotation, biological process: positive regulation of transcription by RNA polymerase II; SREBP signaling pathway. The record is from RefSeq and is a predicted model, not a curated record. The transcript is spliced from 2 exons. Lineage: Eukaryota; Fungi; Ascomycota; Eurotiomycetes; Eurotiales; Aspergillaceae.